AAGGUUGCCAAUUGUCAUUUAUCAACGUGACAACAGUAACCUCAAUGUUUAUUGUUUUGUAUCUGUUUACGAUCAAAAUGUGAAGUAAAUCCACGACUUAUCUGUAAUCCUUCGAUAUUAAUCGCAAAUCUCUGCAUCGAUUUUAUUAGUCCCGUUUGACAAAUAAUGUUGGUGACGUAUUUGUGAAUUUACGAUCUACAUCAAGAGUCAAGAUUAGAAAGUUCUGUUUCAACUUUCAUUUAGUUAACAAGAUGAAAAUGUCGCAGAAAACAGAAAAACUUAAUUCAACGGUUUACAUCAUUUUCAUAUCUCUUUUAUUGGAUUUGUUGGCUUUUACCAUGAUACUUCCCUUAUUACCAUCUCUAUUGGAGUAUUAUAAAACGAACGACAAUACGGGGUUAUAUUCAUGGUUAUCGAGAAGAAUUUUCUAUUUCCAAGAGUUAGUAGGAGCCCCUGAAAAAUUUAACACGGUUCUUUUUGGUGGCUUUUUGGGUUCCAUGUUCAGUUUUCUACAGUUUGUGGUGUCACCAAUUGUGGGAGGAGUUUCGGAUGCAAUAGGCCGGAAAAAAGUCAUGAUUGUUUGUUUGACUGGAAUCGCGAUAUCGUACAUACUCUGGGCGUUGUCCAAUAAUUUGGUUUUAUUUAUUCUGGCGCGAUUUAUUGGAGGGAUCAGUAAAGGCAACGUUUCAUUAAGUAUGGCGAUAAUAACCGACGUUUCUUCCAUAAGAACACGAGGGAAAGGAAUGGCAUUUGUUGGUAUAGCUUUUUCAUUGGGAUUUAUAGUUGGUCCAUUAAUAGGAGCAAUUUUCGCCGUUUGGGCAAAGAAAAAAGUAGGAGACUGGUUUGUAGUACCUGCAUUAUUCGCCUUAUUACUUGCUUUGGCUGACUUAAUAUUUUUCGUUGUUUAUUUCAAAGAAACACUACCUGAGGAAAAACGUGCAAAAAGUCUGAAAGCGAGUGUAAAGACUGCCUCAUCUUUUAUUAACUGGAAGGAUUUAUUUCAGUUUAACGCAGUUACUGAUUUGAAGUCGUCAGAACUGAAAGAACUGAGACGAUUAGGACGAGUUUAUUUCGUAUAUUUAUUUAUUUAUAGCGGGCUAGAAUUUACGUUAACGUUUUUAACCCAUCAUACUUUCAAUUACAAUUCAAUGCAACAAGGAUGGAUGUUCUUUAGCAUAGGAAUAACGAUGGCUUUAAUGCAAGGAGGAUACGUCAGAAGACUGCCGCCUCAGAAAAUAAAAUCAACCGCUAUUUACGGACUUUGGAUUAUAGUGCCUUCAUUUAUAUGCGUGGGACUUGCCCAAGGCCCCUUUCUGCUUUAUUUUGGACUAUUUCUUUUUGCAGUUUCUACAGCCAUGGUGGUACCCUGUAUUAUGACAAUGGCGUCUGAACACGGCAAAGAUCAUCAGAAAGGAACCGUGUUGGGUAUAUUUCGAUCUCUGGGAGCGCUAGCACGCGCUUUGGGACCAAUUUUCGCAAGUAUAGCGUUUUGGAGUGUGGGUUCCAAAGUGACGUAUCUGUCAGGCGCUCUGGGUCUACUUUGGCCCGUCUUGACGUUAACACAAAAGCUUUAAUGAACAGUAUUGUUGGCAGUAUUGUAUAAAUCAGUAUUGUUAUGUUUUAUACAAUUUAUUUUAUUCGCUUACAUCGUUACCAUUAUACCACGUUUUAUAAAUUUUUUAGAAAUAUAUUUUAUACAGA
This is a messenger RNA of Zophobas morio, 1701 nucleotides long. RefSeq names its product major facilitator superfamily domain-containing protein 10 (gene rtet). Gene Ontology annotation, molecular function: transmembrane transporter activity. The transcript is spliced from 6 exons. Gene Ontology annotation, biological process: transmembrane transport. The coding region runs from base 252 to 1574 and encodes 440 amino acids. Gene Ontology annotation, cellular component: brush border membrane. The record is from RefSeq and is a predicted model, not a curated record. NCBI's taxonomy places the organism in Eukaryota, Metazoa, Arthropoda, Insecta, Coleoptera, Tenebrionidae.